Messenger RNA from Rhodofomes roseus, 650 nucleotides. Its product is annotated as histone H2A. Lineage: Eukaryota; Fungi; Basidiomycota; Agaricomycetes; Polyporales; Fomitopsidaceae. Gene Ontology annotation, cellular component: nucleosome. The transcript has 5 exons. Bases 97 to 519 code for a protein of 140 amino acids. Gene Ontology annotation, molecular function: DNA binding; protein heterodimerization activity; structural constituent of chromatin. The record is from RefSeq and is a predicted model, not a curated record.
CCUUGCCACCUUCGCGUCCUUCAACCACUCUGUCUUGCUCCCUUCCACCACCACUCUCAAGCUUUUCUCGCGUUCUACCACUAGCAAUUUAUCGAUAUGUCUGGCAAGGGAAAAGCUGGCAAAUCUUCUUCUGGCAAGGCUGGUGGUGAGCCGGGCAAGUCGCAGUCCCGCUCGGCGAAGGCUGGCCUCCAGUUCCCCGUCGGUCGUGUCCACCGUCUCUUGAAGAAGGGCAACUACGCACAGCGUGUGGGUGCAGGUGCACCUGUCUACCUUGCCGCUGUCCUGGAGUACCUCGCUGCCGAGAUCUUGGAGCUGGCAGGCAAUGCCGCUCGUGAUAACAAGAAGCAGCGUAUCGUCCCGCGUCACUUGCAGCUUGCAAUCCGUAACGAUGAGGAGUUGAACAAGCUGCUGGGUGAUGUUGUCAUCAGCCAGGGUGGUGUCGUACCCUUUAUCCUUCCCGAGUUGCUCCCAUCAAAAUCGAACAAGGGCAAGAAGGAGGGUGCCUCGCAGGAGGUGUAAACGUCCGAGCGUCGCGUUUCUGUCACGAUUUUGUCAGGAUUGUAUUGUGUAUUAGUUCGUGUCCUACUGUGUCUCUUAAUCCGCGUCGUAUGUGUAUGUCUAUGAGCAAUCCAUGCCGGAUGACCCCAGGA